Eurytemora carolleeae is the source of this 3084-nucleotide messenger RNA. RefSeq names its product peroxisome biogenesis factor 1. The coding region runs from base 141 to 2999 and encodes 952 amino acids. The record is from RefSeq and is a predicted model, not a curated record. Gene Ontology annotation, biological process: protein import into peroxisome matrix. The transcript is spliced from 8 exons. Gene Ontology annotation, molecular function: ATP hydrolysis activity; ATP binding. Gene Ontology annotation, cellular component: peroxisome; peroxisomal membrane; cytosol. NCBI's taxonomy places the organism in Eukaryota, Metazoa, Arthropoda, Copepoda, Calanoida, Temoridae.
GAAUUAUUUAUGUCGCAAAGUAAGGUAGACCGAGUAGGCCUAUUAAAAGAAUUCCAUGCCAUCUUCUUAUCUUUCAGACCUCUCAAGUCUCAGUAGAGCUUCUUGAAAUUUAGAUAUAAAUUGUUUACCAAAGUUGUAAGAUGAGUUCCACUGUGUUAUGUAAUUUGAAACAGAUAGAAUAUGAAAAACAUUUUGUUACGAUUCCCGGCAAGUGGAUGGGGGAUUUCACAUUGUUGUUGUUUGAGGUUCCUGUGAUUAAGCUGAUUAAAGAUGGAAAACCAAUAUUCCUCUCAGUAGGUAAAAGUAAUGAAGAGGCGGACACGAUUGAAGUCGGAUCAAUGUUAGGACUAGGAUCCUGCUCCGAAGUAAGGUUGGAGAAACCCCGGAGAGAGGAGAUAGGUUCAGCAGAGAGGGUUUCAGUUUCUCCAGCAUCACCAGCUGACUGGGAUAUCAUUAAACUUAACCAAAAUGGCGUGGAACAAUCAAUCCUAGAGCAAGUUCGAGUUCUUCAAAGGAAAUCGAUAAUUCAAAUUUAUGUGAAAUCGAUAAAAUUAAGGUUAAAAGUUGUUGCAUUAGUCCCUGAUAAACCUGCAGUAAUCCUCCAACAAUCGACUGAGCUGGAGAUCAUUAAUCCUUUCGAGGAUGACGAGGAUGGGUUUGAGUUCUCCGAGGAUGAGAUUGAAGACUUUGAUGAACCUCUACCAACCAUUGAUGAAACAAAUAAAACGAAAUUUACUGCGUUUCCCUUUUUUGACUGGUUUGCUAAUAAAAGUUCUGAUAGUUCCGCUCAAAACAAGCUAACACCGAAUUUAUUUUUAACCAAAUUUAAAGGUUUCCUUCGAGUUCAGGUUGAUAGCUCGAUCACUGUAUCUACACUCUGUCGGAUCUCUAGUUUUGAGACGAGCAAACUAUACUUCUUCGCUCAACUCUCAGGGUUGGAGAAGAAGGAGGACGGAUCCAAGGAAUUGACUAGUGUUUACGUAAGGGUGGAUAUGUGUGAAAACCUUGAACCUGGAACUGUAUACCUCUCUCCUCUUCUGAUACAUUGUAAACAUUUAGCCAUUGGGAGUCAAAUAUUCCUGCAAUCUUUGACAGCAGACCAAACUAAUUAUAAUCUUGUUGCAGAAAUCAGAUUGAAAAUAUUUCAAAAUUCAGAAAAACAUACGGUUGAGGUUGAUUUUCAAGGAUUGUUUGAAAAGGAUAGUCAUAUUUUUAGUGAUCAAAGCCCACUAGCGGUGACUAAUUGUACUGGAACUGUGUCGGUAGAACCAGAUUUAAAGUUUAUUAUCACUACUCCGGGAUGCAGAGUGAUCGUACAAUCAGGUUCGACUAAAUCUGAUGUAAACUACAAAAAUCCAAAACUUACAUUUUACAAGAAUAAGGAGAAAUAUGUCUCCGACAUUUUCAUGGAAAAACUUGAAACUUGUGAAAGAUUUAUCUCAGCAUCCAUUGGACUAAAUAACACUAUCUCUAGGUCUGUUCAUCUCCUGGUUACCGGAGGAUCCGGAUCCGGUAAAACAACUUUUGUUGGAAUCCUCUCGGAGAAGUUUUGUUCAUCCAGGUUCACUGUCUCCAGUGUUUAUAUAAACUGCACAGUUCUCAAGAACAAACGACUUGAUUUUGUCAAGAGUAAGAUACGAGGUGGAGUAGAGGAAAUUCUAACCCUUAAACCAGGAAUACUGAUCCUAGACAACCUCGAGUGUAUCGCAUGUCCAACCCAGGAGGAAAACCAGGAUGAAACCUCAACCAUUAUAUCCUCCUGGAUCAAAGAGCUACUGAACUCUCUGCCUAGAGGUAUCAUGGUGGUCGGUAUAGCUGAGUCGGUUGACAGUCUAAAUCCCCAACUCCAAUCUAAGAAAGGAUCAAUUCCAUUCCUUUACACAGUGAACCUAACUCCCCCUUCUGCUCUGGAAAGAGAUAGAUUAGUUAAGUUCUAUCUCAAGGAUACUUUCUCAGCUCUAGACUCAGUUUCCCUAGAAUCAUUUUAUCCCUGUGAUAUCAGAAUGCUUUGUGAAAAAAUCCUUUCUUUGGGAGAUAAUAUCGGUCCAGAAACCCUUCAAGGAGAAAUAGAUGAUUUUACUCCGCUCUCAAAAUGGGGAAAACCGCUGAAACCAGCGAUAAAACGAGAUCUAGCUGAUGUUGGAGGAUUAGAGCUAGCGAAGAGUACCCUAAUACAAACCCUGAUCUGGCCAAUCCUGCACCAGGAUAUCUACAGGAGGAUUGGAGUACGGAUGCCCAAGGGAGUGCUGCUUUAUGGAGUACCUGGAACAGGGAAAACUUUGCUAGCGGAGUCAAUUGCAUCCUACAGUAAUCUGAACUACAUCUCCAUCAAGGGUCCGGAACUGCUCUCCAAGUAUAUCGGAGCAAGUGAGAGAAAUGUUAGAGAUAUUUUUCUCCGAGCCCAGGCGGCAAAACCUUGCCUUCUCUUCUUUGACGAGUUCGACAGCUUGGCUCCAAGGCGAGGACAUGAUAGCACAGGAGUAACUGACCGGGUUGUGAACCAGCUUCUCACCCAACUGGACGGAGUAGAGGGACUAGACGGAGUCUGGAUAAUCGCAGCAUCAUCUCGUCCAGACCUUAUAGAUCCGGCUUUAGUCCGUCCUGGUAGGAUUGAUAAAUCAGUGCUGUGUCCUUUACCCGGAGCAGAGGAUAGGUUGGAUAUUCUCAGGAAACUGAGUAAAGAUCUAGAUAAAGCUGACUGCGUUGAUCUACCCGCGAUAGCUGACCUAACAGAUGGGUUGUCAGGAGCUGACCUGAAAGCAGUUCUAUACACUGCUCAGCAGACUAGCAUUAACAAGAACGAAUCCUUAUCAAGAGACAAGGUUCAGAGUAGGGACGAAAGCUCCAAGGUUUGGAUAACCCAGGAGAGUUUACUUCAAGCUGCCAGAGAAACCAAACCAUCAGUUUCCGCGGCAGACUUGAAUAAAUACAUCUCAGUAUACUCAAACUUCAAAUCUGGGAAAACACAGUCCAUGUCUCAACGAACCACCUUGGCCUGAGCUUCAUCUAAUCAUGAUUAAUAAUAUAGAAAUUUAUUGCAUUUAUAAUAAAACAUGAUUACAAAGAAAUAUCUAAAAUACAGAA